UUUCAUUUGGACGGACCAUAUACAAGUUGUAUGACAAAAAUUAUACAUUCUCAAUAUGUAAUAUGUAUAGCGGGUGGUAUUGGAAUUACGGCGUUUAUUGGAUCAUUAAAAUAUUUAUUAGAAUGUCCAUCAAGUGUAAUUGUUACAAAACGUAUUCAUUUAAUAUGGAUCGUCAAAAAUGGAGAUGAAUUAACGUGGUUUGCACAAAUUAUCUGUGAUUUAUAUCAUAAGUUUUGGUUUUAUGAUGAAAUGGAUAGAUUUCAUGUAGAAUUAUAUAUUACAAAUAAAAAAUCAUUAAAUAAUUUUAAUUUUUGUGAUAAUUUUCAAAUAUUACAACAUCGUAUUCAAUAUGGUCGGCCAAAAUUUCAACAUUUAUUCAAUUUUUGGAAACAGUUAUAUGAACAGAAAACUGUGAACGUAUUCUGCUGUGGACCAAAAAUGUUAUUAAAAGAUAUCAAAAAGUUAUGUAUUCGCAUAAAUUUAUCCGAAAAAAUUAAAUUUAAUUAUUUACAUGAUUCUUAUUCUUGACAGAAAGUUUUAUAUUGAAAGUAAUUUGUUUAAAUAGAGUUUACUAAAUAAUA
Chrysoperla carnea is the source of this 581-nucleotide messenger RNA. Its product is annotated as NADPH oxidase 4-like. Lineage: Eukaryota; Metazoa; Arthropoda; Insecta; Neuroptera; Chrysopidae. The transcript has 4 exons. Gene Ontology annotation, molecular function: superoxide-generating NAD(P)H oxidase activity. The record is from RefSeq and is a predicted model, not a curated record. Gene Ontology annotation, cellular component: plasma membrane; NADPH oxidase complex. Gene Ontology annotation, biological process: defense response; superoxide anion generation. Bases 31 to 528 code for a protein of 165 amino acids.